Messenger RNA from Closterium sp. Naga37s-1, 709 nucleotides. The record is from the annotation of a GenBank genome assembly. NCBI's taxonomy places the organism in Eukaryota, Viridiplantae, Streptophyta, Zygnematophyceae, Desmidiales, Closteriaceae.
AUGGCGUCGUGGCAGCUUUCCGUUCUCGCCCUCUGCACGCUCGCGUCUCUGUUGGCGCAUGCUGCGGCGCGGCCUACCAAGGAGGACUUCAUUGACGAAUUAAAGAAGACUCGAGACGCGCUUGCGGAUUCCAAGCUGAACAACCGAUAUUACGCCACCCACACGCUCCUCGACCACGUCAUCCCUCAACUGGAGACCGACUGGAACCCAAACGAAGACUUCCUCAACAAAGUCGACGGCAAGACCAUGCUGCUGCCCGAGGACAGCGUCAUUGCUACCAAAGCCCCGGACGCGCUCGCCAUGAUGGUGAAAUCCGGCAUGAGGCGCGGCGAAGUCGACCCUUUCACCAAGCUCUUUCGCGCGCAGAUGCUCGACGGUGUCUACAACUCCGAGGACGACCUCGCGAAGGCGUCAGGGCUGAAGGACGUGAAUGGUCGCAGCGUGGGGAAGGAUGAGAUUGUGGACGCGACGACGAAGUCGAAGAAGGUGGCGAUCGGAAAGGGCAAGGCUAAGAUUAAGAAAGCUGGGCUUUACAAGGGAAGGUUUCUUACCAUCCAUGGCGUCGACGCGUCGCAGCCGGAAGAGCUGCUCCUGCAUUCUCCUCCCCAUGUGCUCUCCGCGCUGGCUCUGCCCGAACCAGCAGCCUUGCAGCAAGAGCACUGCUGUCUGCAGCGUUGCUGUCUGCAGCACUGCUGUCUGCAGCACGGCU